AUGUAUCCAGUGGACAAGUAUCCAGAAGAUAGAUAUGGUAAGUAUCCAGAGGAGACGUAUCCAGAGGGACGGGUAUCCAGAGGAGAAGUAUCCAGAGGAAUGAAGUAUCCAGAGGAAUGGAGUAUCCAUAGGAGAAGUUUCCAGAGGAAAGGGGUAUCCAGAGAACAAGUUUCCAGAGGGAAGGGGUAUCCAGAGGACAAAUGGCAGGUAUCCAGAGGACAAGUAUCCAUAGGUAUCCAGAGGAAAAGGGUAUCCAGAAGGAGGGGUAUCCAGAGAAAGGGGUAUCCAGAAGAGAGGUAUCCAGAGGACAAGUAUCCAGAGGAGAAGUUUCCAGAGAAAAGGGGUAUCCAGAGGGAAGAGUAUCCAGAGGACAAGUAUUCAGAGGAUAGGUAUCCAGAGGAGACGUUUCCAGAGGAAAGGGCUAUCCAGAGGAAAGGGGUAUUUAGAGGAGAGGUAUCCAGAGGAAAGGGAUAUUUAGAUAAGAAGUAUCCAAAGGAGAGGGGUAUCCAGAGGGGAGGUAUCCAGAGGAAAAGGGUAUCCAGAGGACAAGUAUCCAGAGGAAAGGGGUAUCCAGAGGACAAGUAUCCAGAGAGAUGGGGUAUUCAGAGGACAAGUAUCCAGAAGAUAGAUAUGGUAAGUAUCCAGAGGAGAAGUAUCCAGAGAACAAGUAUCCAGCGGAUAGAUAAGAAGUACACAGAGGAGAGGUAUCUAGAGAAAAAGUAUCCAGAGGAGAAGUAUUCAGAGGAGAAGUAUCCAAAGGAAUGGAGUAUCCAGAGGAAGGACAAGUAUCCAUAG
Messenger RNA from Macrosteles quadrilineatus (aster leafhopper), 795 nucleotides. RefSeq lists its product as uncharacterized. Bases 1 to 795 code for a protein of 264 amino acids. The record is from RefSeq and is a predicted model, not a curated record. The transcript is spliced from 3 exons. NCBI's taxonomy places the organism in Eukaryota, Metazoa, Arthropoda, Insecta, Hemiptera, Cicadellidae.